This is a messenger RNA of Cylicocyclus nassatus, 566 nucleotides long. NCBI's taxonomy places the organism in Eukaryota, Metazoa, Nematoda, Chromadorea, Rhabditida, Strongylidae. The record is from the annotation of a GenBank genome assembly.
AUGGGAGAAACUCUACCUAUAAAAUUCCACCCAAGAUUUCGGAAACGAAAUGAUUCUGCUAUUCAAUCAGCAGCGACGCGUCUCUGCAACAGUCUUCCACUUGCUGCCCGAAUUUCUGAACAGAUUCUUGCUGUGCAUAGCGGAUUGUCACACGAGUUGACCAACUACGACUGCAUAGAGUCUGUCAAGCGACCGUUUUCUCUUGCGGAAAUAACACCACUGGCCAAACAACUGAUCUUUGGCCAACCCACUACUAAAAUAGAUAUGUAUCGCGAAAGUGAAGAAGAUAAUAUCUCUGUUUUUGGAGUCGGUGCUAUCAACAGAAUAUGCCGCGAUGUAGGGGUGAAGCUGAUCAUCCGUUCUCGUAAUCCUCUUGAAAAUGGAAUAUGCUGGAUUGGAAAGAAACAAAAAAUGAUUAGCAUCUGGAGCGCACCCGCCAAAGAAUCGCACAAGGGAGCCAUUCUCAGUAUCUGCGCUGGUUUUGUCAUUAAUGUGUUCACUUUGGAGAAGCAGAAAAGCAAUAAGUGAUAUGCAAGAUAGGAUGAAGUUACAAUAAACAACGGCCC